This is a messenger RNA of Perkinsus marinus ATCC 50983, 264 nucleotides long. RefSeq lists its product as hypothetical. The transcript is spliced from 2 exons. Lineage: Eukaryota; Perkinsozoa; Perkinsida; Perkinsidae. The record is from RefSeq and is a predicted model, not a curated record. The annotation marks the transcript as partial.
CCCUUGAAAGGAGACCCGCACCCGCCUCCUGAUGCCGACCUUUCGACGGCUUGUACGGUUCGGGAUGACGAUCUAAGAGGAAUGCUCGCGCCCGGUGCUGCUGAGGCUGUGGUUUUCUCCGUGAAUAUGACAUUCAGAGGAAAAUAUCAAUUCCGUCUGGAAAUCCUCCCGCUUUCGGCGCCCUCCGAGAUGACCCCGACAUCAUCAAAUCUCGGUGGAGGUCCUCUGGCCAGCGUCAUUAUCAUUGCUGACUGCCAAUCACCC